Knipowitschia caucasica is the source of this 846-nucleotide messenger RNA. The record is from the annotation of a GenBank genome assembly. Lineage: Eukaryota; Metazoa; Chordata; Actinopteri; Gobiiformes; Gobiidae.
AUGUAUAGUGACCCAAACCAGCCGGUGCCCCAGGAUACAAAGUUCAUCCACACUAAACCCAACCGCUUCGAGGAGGUGGCCUGGACCCGAUACAACCAGAAAGACCAGCUGUAUCUGCACAUCGGCCUCAAGCCCCGCGUCAAGGAGCACUACAGGGCCAACAAGGUGAACCUUUGGCUGGAGCUGGUCCCACAUCUGCACAGUCUGAACGAGGUCACGCAGCUCAUCCCGACCACCACCAAGGUUCCUCCACCUGAGACGAUCAACCGCAGCCCAAAGCCUAAGAUGCCGGCCCCUAAGCGCUCCAGCCCGACCCCGUUUCCCACAGAGACACAGGGCAGCCACAACCAGCCUCACCUGGUGGACCAGCGUGACUACUCCACAGAGCUGUCCGUCACCAUCGCAGUGGGCGCAUCCCUGCUUUUCCUCAACAUCCUGGCGUUUGCUGCGCUCUACUACAAGAAGGACAAGCGACGGCAUGACGUACACCGGCGCUGCAGCCCCCAGCGGAGCACGGCCAACGACCUGGCGCACACGCAGGAGGAGGAGAUCAUGUCCCUGCAGAUGAAGCAGCACUCGGAGCUCGAGCGCGACUGCCGGGGCGUGGCCGACUCCCUGCACCCUCACGACGUGGUGCUGAGGACUGCCUGCCCGCCGGACUACACGCUCGCCAUGAGGAGGUCUCCGGACGACAUCCCGCUCAUGACCCCCAACACCAUCACCAUGAUCCCAAGCAGCAUGGGCGGCUUGACGUCGCUGCACUCCUACAACACCUACCCCAACAGCGGACAGAACAACACGCUGCCCCACGCACACCCGCACUCACACUCCACCACCCGGGUAUAG